AUGGAGCAGGAGAAUGAAAUGGACCAGGGGGGUGACAUGGACGCGGACGAUACUAGUGAUGACAAGGUGGUUCAGGUGGUCAAAGAGGCACCUCGUAUGUCGGCACCUGCGGGGUUCCCUCCCUUGGAGAGUAGUGAGGAAGAGGAGGAGGUUGAAGAGGCACCUCCCUUGGGACAAAGGGAGAUUGAAAUGGAUUCUGAUGCCGAGGAUCCAGCGGCAACCAGCACUCAGUUUUGCUUGCGUGAAUUUGGUCUUCAGCUGAUGGAGUUGUUGCCGCGGGUGUUCCUGGAGCCCCGUAGAGCAAACUUUUGGUGUCCUCAUUUAUUUGGGAACGCUCCCGACUACAGCUAUCAUCGGGACAUCGUUGAGAAGUACUCCACUGGGACGCCGUGUCGUGUCACAGAGAACGACCCCCUGCACAACCGAUUCGGUAGAAGCCAAUGUGCUUUCUACUACAUCGAUUCCGCAAUGUUACCAACCCUCCGUCAUCAUGCGUCAAACAUGACGGCAGUGGAUCUCAUCAACCCGGCCGCAUUUGCUAUAUUCCCAUGUGUUAAUGUGUACAGAAAUAUGAAGAAGGAGAAGGAGAGGGCGUACAGCAAUAGGAGAGGUAACCCGAAUCUGAUUGAUUUCUUGGUAACCAAGCGCCAAUGGCUCAGGCAGAAUCAAUAUGGUGCAAGGCCCCCAACAUAUGCCGGACUUGGGGAAUCAUUGUUGAUUCCAUUCCUCUGCCCCCUUCACACAUUGCCUGACGUUCCUUUGCUAACCCAGGCACGGGCAUGCAAGUAUUGGAAGGACGAAUAUGCGUGGCCACCUCAACAGCGAGAUGGCUGGAAUUAG
This is a messenger RNA of Cylindrotheca closterium, 840 nucleotides long. Lineage: Eukaryota; Bacillariophyta; Bacillariophyceae; Bacillariales; Bacillariaceae. The record is from the annotation of a GenBank genome assembly.